Messenger RNA from Agrilus planipennis (emerald ash borer), 3148 nucleotides. RefSeq names its product follistatin-related protein 5. Gene Ontology annotation, molecular function: calcium ion binding; protein binding. The coding region runs from base 137 to 2860 and encodes 907 amino acids. Gene Ontology annotation, biological process: multicellular organism development; cell differentiation; regulation of BMP signaling pathway. NCBI's taxonomy places the organism in Eukaryota, Metazoa, Arthropoda, Insecta, Coleoptera, Buprestidae. The transcript is spliced from 21 exons. The record is from RefSeq and is a predicted model, not a curated record.
UGUCACGUUGUGUUGUCGUGGUUUCAACUGCACUCAAAGUCAUGAGUUUGUAAAGCACUUUCCAGUACGUGAUAACGUAACGUCUGCUGUCAUAUCGCUUUUCCGAAGUGUUGGAACGUUCCCCAAAGCACCGAAGAUGAGAUUUGCUGUAUUCAUCAUUACUGUGAAUCUACUUUCAAAACUUUCCUCGGCUCGAGAAGUACAUAUAACGAGAUCAAGGCACCACAGGGAUUCCAUUAGUUACAGUCCUUCAACAACUUUUAUGCCAUUGUUGGAAACAAAUCCUUGUCUAGUGCAUUACUGCAUGAAAGGAAGAGAGUGCGUUUUAACCUCAGAAGGCGAAGCAACGUGUGUGUGUCAACGUCAUUGUGGGACUCACAGGAGACUUGUCUGCGGUUCAGAUGGUCACAUAUAUCCUAAUCAUUGUGAACUUCAUCGAGCUGCUUGUCUCACUGAAACCGCAAUCACCAUUGAACAUGGUGUACAUUGCAUCAAACAUGGCAAAGGAUGGGCACCAACGUUGGAAGGAGUGAAACAGUACUUCAGAGAACCAACACCUACACCAGACUAUCUGAUUACCGAAACUUCUACAUCUGUUGAUACUGCUUUCACCCUAAGGGACAUAAAUAGAAAUAGGGAUGUUGGCAUGCAGAUAAAAAACAGAACAUCAGUCGACGCAACGACUAGAACUGAUGAAAACGUCAAAGAAAAUGAGGUUGGCACCGGUUUAAAUCACUACAAAAGAAAACAUUCCCACGAUCAAAGCAAAUGCUCCAUGGAGGCAUAUGAAAUAAUGAAGGACAAUCUUCUCCUUUAUAACCACGCAAGGUUGAUGUCACAAAAUAAUCACAGCAAGGACUAUCUCGUAUCUAUAAUGUUUUCACAUUACGACCAAAACAAUAACGGAAUUCUCGAAAAAUCUGAGCUUGAAAAGAUUAACUCGGUGGAACGGCUGGACUCGUUAAGCGGUAAUGGAUGUAGCCUAUCAAGCAUGAUGGAAUACGAUGACACCAACCACGACGGACGUUUGAACGUUAAUGAAUUUUACACUGCAUUUAGCAAACUCUACAGUGUGUCUGUGGUAUCGUUGGAUAAAGCACUCGAGACCAAUAAUUUAUCCGUGAAGGUAAACGACAAUGUGGAGAUCAAAUGCGACGUGACAGGAUCACCCGUUCCUCCGAUCGUCUGGCGAAGGAAUCGGCUCGACCUUUCGACCCUAAACGAAGAAGAGGUCAGAGUAUUCAGCGAUGGAAGUCUUUACUUGACGCGGAUACAGCUGCAACAUGCCGGAAAUUACACAUGCCAUGCACAGCGGAACAAAGACGUUGUACAAACUCAUAUUCUGACAGUACACACUGUACCAGAAGUUCACGUGAUGCCAAAAAUACAGUCAAAAAGACCUGGAGAAGACGCCGUUAUGUAUUGUCAUGUUGCUGGAGAACCAUUUCCUAAGGUAGAAUGGCUUAAGAAUGACGAAACGUUGCAUCUCGAUUCUCCGCACAAAUAUCAAAUCGUAGGAAACGGCACAGCGUUAAAAAUUAAAAAUAUCGAUUUUGCUGAUACUGGAGCAUAUAUGUGUCAAGCAGCAAAUUCAGGAGGAUUAACAAGAGACAUUAGUUCACUUGUCGUUCAAGAGCAACCAACUCCGACGGCUCCUGACGAAGAACGUCGCUUCUUUGCCUUCCAUGAUUGGGGUGUUUCAGUUUAUUCGCCUUCAAACUGUCGCAUUCAUCAUCAAAUACAAUCAACCGACAUUAUUCCCGGAACUCAGGAAUACGUUUGUGGUGAUAAAGGAAUAUCAUGCUCCUGGGGUAGAGCCAUAAAUGUAGCAAACCGAUAUAUUUACGCAACACAACCAAACAGAGACAGAGUUAUAAUUAUUUCUAAAAUUCAAAUGGUGGUUGUGGAUAUAGUUCCCACGGACAAGUAUCCUGUUGAGCUAUUUUAUGUUCCCUAUUUUGAUCAAGUAUGGGUUCUAAAUUGGAGGUCUACAAACGAUACUGGUAUAAAAACCGUACAAGUGAUACGAGAUGCAGGACAAAAGAGAAAACAUCACACCGUUCAUCCAGAGCCAAUAGAUGGCCAGUUCGAUUUGGUUAAAGGGCUUUUUAUUCCUUCACCAGACCAAGAGCUAUCACAUUAUAGUUUCAAAUACGGAUACGUGACCCACACCAAUCAACGAGGACUCUACAAAUUGGAUUUAGAGAACCUACGGUACACACGAUCGGUUGAUCUUACUCCAUACAAUUGUGUACCAGCACAAAUACAAUUUUCAUCCUUGUAUGGCUAUGUAAUAAUGCAGUGCCUAGAGCCAAUAACUAAUAGGCCAAGCGGUCAGCUAGCACUGGAUUAUCUGACCGAUGCCGUAAUUGGUACAAAAUCAACACUGCCAGGCAUUCCAUUUAUUUCGCCUGAUUCGAGAAAAUUAGUCACCCUGGAUAGGACAACAGGUGGUGCAACAUUAAUAGUUCAAGAAAUAACAAAAAGUGGUUUAACAUUUUCAUUCGACGUCAAGACGACCCUAAAUAUAUCUGACAUAACCUUUUAUCCAAGUCAGACUACGCACAGUUACGAUAUUUAUGCAACUGCCAGCGAUAAGGAAGAUAUAUUAUUCCUGAACUUAUUGACAGGUAAGGUGGAAAUAAUCACAGGAGUAGGAAAAGCGAGAUCAUCCAAACUAUCCAAAUGGGGCAAUCCAAACAGGCCAAUAGAAAGCUCAGGUUUGUUUGGACAAUACAUGGUGACGCCUGCUAGUGAAGCAUUAUUCGUAAUAAACGGUCAAUCAAUGACGGUGAACUGUGAAAUUGGAGCUGUAAGGCAUCCCAGCUCCGUCGUCUGGACCACUACUAAAAUUCACUGAACGAUAUCACAUUCUCAUUAAGCUCAUCACCUUUAUUUAUAUAGCCAUUAAAACUAGAAGUAGCAUUUAAAUGUUACCGAAAAUGUUGCCUGUCUAAUGGAAAAAUAACCUGUGGUAAAAAAAUAUCAGAAAAUAGAGUAAUAUUUUUGAUGUAGAAGUUAGUUCCGUAAAUAAACAAAUAAGUAGACUAUAUCACGUGAAUUACAUGUGUACAUCUACCUACAGUAGAAUCCGCUUAUAAUGACAUCGAAAGGAAAUGACAAACACGUCAUACUAAGCGGGCGUCAU